Molecule: messenger RNA, 4815 nt
Organism: Pelodiscus sinensis (Chinese soft-shelled turtle)
Lineage: Eukaryota; Metazoa; Chordata; Testudines; Trionychidae
Source: RefSeq, a predicted model, not a curated record
CUUACUGUUUUUUUAUGAGUAGAGAUUCUGGGCCAUGUAGUAAAACUAUAUAUCAUUUUUUGUCUUUCUGUUUCAACAGUUAAAAUUCAAUUUUUUGUAGGGCAAGUUUAUACAAAAAAUGUUUCUUUAAUUAAUGGGAAACUCAUGGAAGGAAAAAUAACCCAGUGCUGUUGCAUGCACUUGCACAUUAAUUGUGUUCUGUUUUCCAAGAGUACAACAGAUUCUUAUGGCUAUUGUGUGGGUAUCAAAACCCAAGACUAAAUUUUGGUACCUCCUAGGCAAAUAAUGUUUGAUAUGUAAGAGGUAAUGAGAAUGAUUUUUUCUUCAGGUAAUUUUUUUUAAUUCUCUCCUUCAUUUCUCUCACCCUGUCCUUUUCCUCAGAAUUCUCGUUCAGGGUGAAUCUUUUCUGUGUAUGGAGCUAGCAUAUGGCCUACGCACCAUUUGAGUUACACACUCUUUGUAUUGUCUCUGCAUUGAGGUGAAAUCACUCCCAGAGAAUAAAAGAAGACCAGAUUUUCCUACUGAGCGCCUCACCAAGAUUUGCUAAGAACUGAAUCACAUUGUUGUUCUGUGAACCUUAUCUCAGAAUCACAAUCCGCUGGCUUCCUUUUUCCUAAGAAGGUAAGAAGCUUACCCUGAGGGAUAGUGAAACAGCUGGAUCAAAAAUUCCUGAACUUCUUUUGUGUGAUUUUUUUUUUUUAUGCUUGCGGCUUUAACAGGAUUCACUGUUCCACAACUCUCAGAACAUUUGGACAGAAAUAAGCAGAUGCAUGCACUUUCCUGAAAUUCCGUAUGAGGCAAUUAUCUUUGGACAGUAUCAGGAUUAGGCUAUUGUUCCAACAUACAGUUCAAUUUGAAGAUUUGUGGGAUAGAUGAAGAAUCUGAGAGUCCUUUUUUACAAACUGCUUAAAAAUUAACACACUUGUUGAUUUGAAGAAAAGACUAGUAACUUCCUUGGCUCAGUCUGUCAUUACUUACAUGAAUAUCAACUGAUGCUGAAGAAAUUACUCAGAUAUAGUGUGGGAUUUUUAAUACAAAUAAUUAGAAUUUUUUCAAAUAGUUGCUUUGAUGGAAAGCUUUUCUAUUUGAAAGUAACUUUUAAACAAGAUUUAACUGUUUCAAUUCUUAGUGUGUAUUUGAGACUCCCCCCCCAUAACAUGAAAUCAUGCUAUAAGAAAUCUCUGAUAUAGGUAUUUAUUUCUGCCAAUAUAAUAUAAAAGUAGAAAUAAUCAGUUCAUAUUAAAUUGUUUAAUUAGUAGAUUAUGAUGAUAUUUGAAUUUUCACAAAUGUAAAAGAGGUUUAACUUCCUGGAAAUUUUGUACAAGAGUGUUUGUUUGCACUGCACAUUUAUUUAUGUUUCAUAGGGACAAGUAUCAGAAUGAAAAAGCAGUCUAAUAUUACCGUAUUUCUAUUUUGAGUUGUAGAGCAGACUAACUUGUUCCAGUUUAUUAUGUUUUGAAUCUAUGACUUUUCAAAAAAACCUCCAGUCAGCUGAAGUGGGCUGUGCCCAUGAAAGCUCAUGAUACCAUGUACAUGGUUUGUUAGUCUAUAAAGUGCUAUGAGACCAUUUGUUGUUUUUUAAGUUAAUCCUGUACAGACUAACUCAGCUACCCCCUGCGUUAUUUAUAGUGUUAGCCAGGUAAUUUAUGAAACACAACGUUUAUCUUUUUUAAUUAAUUAUUUGAAAACUUGACAAGACUGCGAGGAAACUAAGUUAAUGAAGAUUUUUGACAUUUUAUGUUACUAUUUUGAGCAACAAAUACAACAUUUCAAAUUUUAUUUUCUAAAAAAUACAAAAAGCAUGUUUGGAAGACCCCAAAUCCAUAUUUUCUUUGGAGCGCCCAUCAUUCCAACCCCGGCGGAAGUGUCAGAGGAACAGAGUUUUUCGGUAGCCACUGCUGAAACAUGGAAAGAACUCCACCUUUCAUUUGACAAACACGCCUUCCAUCUUUCUGACAGAAAAUGUCAAUGCCCAGAUCAUGCGAAACAUCAGUCACCAGAUCCCAGAGGCGUAGCUAUUCACACAAGAGAUCAUUUCUCUGUGAACUCUGAACAGGGACGGUUUGGCAUAGCAGAAGAUUAUUUGACAUAUGUACCUGUAGUUGGAAGGAUGGAAACUCAUGAUACUGCAUUGAAGAGGACUGUUGAUGUGACUUCCUAUGGUUAUCAAAUAUCUGAACAUAGAGACACAUGGAAAAAUAUGAAUCGAGUUGCAGAUCAACAACUUCCUGAUAUAUUUAUAAAAACAGAUGAACUGCAUAGAAAACCAUCAAAAGAAUGUUUUCCAAACCUUUCUGAAAAAGAUGUCAGACAUCUGGAAGAUGAGUGCUGUGAUAUUUCUGACUUGGUUUCCAGUACUAAAGAGAUUAGCAUACAUUUAAAGUCUAUGAGAAAAGAUGUUUUAUUAAAUGAUCAUAGUGUCCAUCAUGAACGUCUUAGUCAGUAUCUGGAAAUGUUUUUUCCCAAAAUAGCAAAGGAGUCAAAAACAAAUAGACCAAUGCGUGACUGUUCAGACUUUGCAAUAUCAACAGAAACUGAAUUUCUUAGUAUAAGAACAUCAAGUCAAGUUGCCAUUCUUGCCCAAAAGCAUUUUAAAGAACAGAAUCAAAUGCAGAAGGAAGCCAAGAAACUGAAGGAAACAGAAGUAGAAAAAAAAAGUGGAGAAAAUGAAGUAGUUUUAGAUGAACCUUUCCAGACUAAUUUUGUUGUUGGAGCAUGCAUUCAUGUGUCUGAGACUGACCAAGAGUCUGUGUGUUCCCUUGAACUUUUCAGUUCGGAGAGCGCCAGGAACACUACUUGUCUUGAGUCUACAGAAAGACAAACAAGCUCUCAGGAAAACAUAGAAGACUCUCAAGAACUUGUCAGUGAUGAUAAUGAACAACUGCAGAAUGAGAUCUGUAUUGAACCAUUGAGCACAGGAAUAUUGUGCUCACAAGUAGAUAAUUAUUAUAAAGGCUCUUCUAAAAGAGCCCGAACAUCUGAAGACUUCCUAAGUAUUUCUCACUCGACUCUGAAAGCCCAGCAGAAAUCAAAGAGACCUAAACUGAUUUGUUCUGCAACCAAGCCUGAAACAAAAGUAGAUCAAGAAAUGAUGUCCAAGUUUUGGAAAUUUCGGCCAAAUCCAUGGCUACUUAAAAACUGCUGCUGCAAGAACCAGAAGUACAGUGUUUUGGUUACAGUACUACAUCCUUGUCAUGUCAAAGAAAUACAGAUAAAGUCAAGACCAAAAUCUUCCUCUAAAGUUCCCAUUGCAACUAUUAUAGUUAUCGACCAAUCAGAAAUAGAGAAGAAGGUUGUGCUGUGGCGGGCGGCUGCUUUUUGGGCACUCACAGUGUUUCCUGGAGAUAUUGUACUACUCACAGAUGUCAUUGUAUAUGAGAACAAGUGGUAUGGAGAAAUGAUGCUGCAGUCAACAUUUACCAGUCAGUUAUUUAAUCUGGGGAGCUGCUCAGCUAUUGAUCCCAAAAAAUUUUCCCAUGUUGUAGAUGCUGAUGUUCUUCAAGAUUUGCUGGCAUAUGUGUCUUCAAAAUAUACCUACUUCAGAGACCUUCCAUGCAGAAAACCACAGAAGUUGGAUGGCAUACAGUUUGUCCAGCUAGACCAACUUCAGCCAGAUACAUUGGUGCAUUUGGUACUAAAACUUGUUAACAUCACUAUACUAACAGAGUCUUUAUAUAGUUAUAAAGGAGAGACACAAAGGAAAAUUAUUCUAACAGUGGAACAGAUCAAAGAUCAGCGCUAUCUGUUGGUGUUAUGGGGAGCAGGGGCAGCCUGGUGUCCUAAACUUCAAAGGAAAAAGGAUCAUAUAUGGGAAUUUAAAUACCUACUUGCCAAACGUAGUUCUAUUUCAGGUGACAUUGAACUGCACACAACUCCAUGGUCAUUCUGUGAGUGUUUGUUUGAUGAUGACAAAAGGGCAGUUGAAUUUAAAGAGAAGUAUCAAAAAUGUGAAAAGCCCCUCAUGAAAAUGACAAAUCUGGCAGCACACCUAGAGGAAAAAUGUUCAGGAGUGAGUCAACUGAAAGCUCGUGUCUUAGAGUUGAAGUUUACCAUUACUGCUCCCCAGUACAGGCAAUUCAUCUUUGAUGCUGACACUUCAUUAGAAUGCAUUUUGGCUUCUCUUCCUAUGAUCAUCUAUUCAGGGUGUGCAAAAUGUGGUUUGGAACUACAGACAGAUGAGAACAAGAUCUACAAGCAGUGCCUUAGUUGCUUACCGUUUAACAAAGUGAGAAAGUUCUACAGACCAGCCCUGAUGACUGCAGAAGACAAAGGAUAUGAGAUUUGUAUUCAAGUGGUAUCAGAGUUGAUGGAGAAAAUCUUCCUUAAUAUUCCUGCAGACUGGCUGAACAGAUUAAUAGUGCCUCCCUCAGAUGUUACCUAUGGCAUGGUAGUGGCAGAUCUGUGCCACUCACUGCUGUCAGACACAUCCUGUCUGUUGGACAUUAGGAGCCAUUUUACUCUGGAUGAAAACAGCUAUCCUCUGCAACAGGAUUUCUUCCUGCUGGAUUUCCAUCCUGAUCUCUGAAGCCUUGUCCUCUUCAGUGACUGACUGACUGACUGACUAACAGAGAGCAUAUGAAUUAGCAGAUUUAAAAAAAACAAACAAAAAAAACCCUGCAUUAUCCCACAAAAGGAUAGAGACAAGAAAAGUAAAGAACGACAGUGAAAAAUGUUUUUAUGUAUAAUUUGUACUAAAAAUUAAGAAUAAAAAUGAAAAUCCACUGCUGUAAUAUUUUAUGAAUUGUCAUAUAGUGAUUUUAUAUGCUGUUCUUAAAUAUUUUGUAUAUACCUUUAUUUAUAAAAGGGUUUCACCAA